Messenger RNA from Ceratina calcarata, 10290 nucleotides. RefSeq names its product adherens junction formation factor afadin (gene cno). The transcript has 27 exons. Bases 16 to 8733 code for a protein of 2905 amino acids. NCBI's taxonomy places the organism in Eukaryota, Metazoa, Arthropoda, Insecta, Hymenoptera, Apidae. Gene Ontology annotation, biological process: signal transduction; regulation of protein localization. Gene Ontology annotation, cellular component: adherens junction. The record is from RefSeq and is a predicted model, not a curated record. Gene Ontology annotation, molecular function: cell adhesion molecule binding.
UCGAACAAGAUCGGAAUGCAUGGUAUGCGAUUUGCUCGUUGGACUUGUUCCACUCCGAGCUUAUCCGAUUUUGUUCGAUCAUUGCCGAGGACGUCCGAGUCGAGACGAUCGCAACCGAUUCGAACCGAUCUCUUUCCUUCGGCGAUUGUGACAAAAAUUCUUUCGCUUUGUUACUCACUCGACUCGAUUGCAACUUGUCGGACAUAUCGUGAUCUUGAUUUUACUCAAUUCUGGAGGGUCAUAAUGGCCACAGAACUGGCGAAUAAGAAGGCUGAGCGUGAAGCAUUGCGCGGCGUCAUUCAGCAAUGGAACGCUAAUAGAUUAGACUUAUUUGAGCUUUCAGAGCCAAAUGAAGAUCUGGAGUUUCAUGGAGUGAUGAGAUUUUAUUUUCAAGACAGUGGUCAGAAAGUUGCAACAAAAUGUAUUAGAGUGGCAUCCGAUGCGACAAGUCAAGCAGUCAUUGAAACCCUUAUUGAAAAAUUCCGUCCAGAUAUGCGAAUGCUUUCAGUUCCAGAGUAUGCUCUUUACGAAAUCCAUGAAAACGGUGAAGAGCGUAAACUUGGCCUCGAUGAAAAACCAUUGUUAGUGCAGCUCAAUUGGCAUAUCGAUGACCGUGAAGGGCGUUUUUUGUUAAGACGAAUCGAUGACAAGACUAACGCUCAAGGUGUCGGCUUUUCUUCCGAUGGAUCUAGUUUUCGUAGAAAGUUGAGUAAACGCGAGAAGAAACAAAUGAAAAAGCAGGAAAAAUUGAGUCGCUUAAAGAGUUUGGAACAGGACGAGAAUGCUGCACCCAUCGAUCAAAAUGGAGUAGCUGAAAAAUUGUAUACAGAGUUACCUGAAACGAGCUUUACCAGAAGUAUUUCAAAUCCGGAAGCUGUGAUGAGAAGGCGACGUCAACAAAAGUUAGAGAGAAAAUUACAACAAUUCCGGAGUAAAGACGGUGGUCCCGAUACUGGCGGAACGUUGAAGAUUUACGGCGAAGCACUCUGCAAGGAUGUCCCAUAUAAAACUUUACUCUUAAGUGUCCGAGAUUCAGCGGUUCAGGUCGUGCGGGAGAUGCUUUCCAAAUAUGGUCUAGAGAAGGUUGAUCCACAGCAGUACUGUCUUGUUCAGGUAAAUAGUGAAAAUAACGGAGGAACGCAACAAGAAUACAUAUUAGACGAUGACGAAUGUCCUCUGGCCAUUCUUAUGAAUCAUCCAUCGACACGUGGUUCCAUUAUGUUCCACGUGAGAAGAAGACCUGCUGAUUAUGUGCCUCGGAAACGGAAGAAAAAACCAAGCGGCAAGUGGAACGAAUUAGACCACAACAGGUAUGAAGACGAAAGACUGCCGUUCUUGCUGGAACUGAAUCCUGAUGGCAGCGAAAUUACAAAUGGAACGGCUGUACGACAUCGGUUGCAACCAAAUGUGACGGAGGUGGGUUCGGAAAGGCCGAUAGGUCCGCAAGCGGUUCAAGCUCAAACCCUCACUCUAACAGGACCGACUGUCAUGCCAAGACAUUGCGUUAUAGCUUUUACCGAAAAUAUCGUUACUCUCACGCCUUGCUCCAGAGACGCUCACACUUACGUAAACAACCAGAGGAUACAUCAGACAACAAUACUUCAGAAUGGGGCGAUCGUGAAAUUUGGCAGACUACAUACUUUUAAGUUCAUCGAUCCAGCACCCGAUGAACGUAUCAGGCAGCGACAUGAUUCUGCGAGACAGAUUGAAUAUGGUUACGAACGACGCUCACCAGACUUGGCCAGUCAAGAGACAAACGUGGAUAGAUACGGGUCGAUGUCCGGAACCCCAAAUAAUGGACAGAAUCAAGUUCAGGGUCAGAGCCAAUCGAGCCAGGAGCAUCAAUCCUCUCAAUCAUCUAGUCUAAGCAAGUCCAUACCUGGUGGUGCUGUUGGUCAUACUCGAAACUCGACACAAGUGCCGGAAUCCACACACAAUUACGAAACUACUUUCGAUCUUGAUGGGAAUGUUGAAACUGCCAGUCUCACCAGCAGCAGAGAUGGUAACAGAACAUUGCAGAAUGAUCGGCAACCACGAGGAACCGAUCCCAUCUUACCAGCAGUAUUGGAAUUUCUCGAGGAAACGGAGGAAACCUUUUUUCAUGCGGUCAUCACGGAUGUGGAACCAUCAGCACCACAAUUCAAGUUGGCUCCAACGUAUACACUAUACUUAGCUGCGAGAUAUCGUGCGAGCACGCAUUACAGACCAGAAUUGCAACCAACAGAAAGAGCUCACAGGCUGACUGUGAUGUUGGCGAACGUCGCUACCAUGAUACAACGAGUAAUACAGGAACGAUACAUGGACGCAUCCUCUUUGGCUCUUUGGCUUGCGAACGGCUCGGAAUUACUACAUAUGCUGAAAAACGAUCGUCACGUGGGGGCAUUUUCAACAAGGGCACAAGAUAUUUUGACAGACGCCGUUCACACGGCAUUUGCAUCGUUGGUUAGAUGCAUUUCCUUGGAAUUAGCACCAGCGAUGUCCCAGUUUAUGGCUGAUGCUGAUGAGCCUGCCAAAGAAGCUGGAGUUCUUCAGAUCUUUUCAAGUACAAUGACACUACUUAGACGAUGUAGAGUGAAUGCUGCCCUCACGAUACAACUCUUCAGCCAUCUGUUUCAUACGAUAAACGCAACCGCAUUUAAUGCGUUAGUUUCGAAUACAAACUUGUGCGUUAGAUGGUUUGGACGUCGAUUGAAAGCGAGACUAAAUGCUCUUGAAACUUGGGCGGAAAGACAAGGCUUGGAACUUGCAAGUCAGUGCCAUUUAGCGACAAUUAUGCAAGCGACGCACCUUCUUCAAGCACCAAAAUACAAUGCCGAAGAACUCGCUACAUUGAGUUCCACCUGUUUCAAGUUAAAUUCUCUGCAAGUGAGAGCGCUGUUGCAGAAGUAUCAACCGGCCGCAGAUGAACCCAGACUUCCAGCAGAAUUAAUUGAAAAUGUUGUAAGGGUAGCCGAAAGCGUGGCUGACACGCUUGCACGUGCCGAUGGCAGAGAGAUUCGACUUGAGGAAGAGCCUACACUUGCGUUAGCGCUUCUACUUCCCGAAGAUGGAUAUAGUUGCGAAGUGAUUCGCGGAGUUCCGCCAGGAUUAGCUGAAUUUUUAGCGCCAUUACAACGAGACGGUCUCUGUCGCAUGGCACCACAACCUACCAGUAGUGGAUAUUGGACUAUAUACAUGAUAGACCAUCAUAAUAAUCAGUUCCGUAGCCCAAGCGCGAUGAGUAACAGAUCUGGAGGCUACUCUUCUCAUACAGGAUCGAAUACGGCUCAACCCGAGAUACAAGUGAUAAAAUUGCACAAAUCGACUAAUGGGAUGGGUUUGAGUAUUGUUGCGGCAAAGGGAGCUGGUCAGGAUAGGCUUGGAAUAUAUAUAAAGAGCGUAGUUGCGGGUGGCGCUGCCGAUGCUGAUGGAAGAUUGACAGCCGGUGACCAGCUGCUGAAAGUGGAUGGACAAAGUUUGGUAGGAAUUACUCAAGAAAAGGCUGCUGAAUAUUUGGUACGCACCGGACCAAUAGUAACAUUGGAAGUUGCUAAACAAGGUGCCAUAUAUCAUGGUUUAGCUACUUUAUUGUCGCAACCAUCACCGGUAAUGACCAGAGCAGCGCACAAGAUUCGACCCAAGUCCGAGAACUUAGAAGCUUCAGCGGUGCAGGAAACGAACAAGCAGCCAUCUACGUCACACUCAAUGGGUAAUCUAUUGAACGUGCCAAAGCACGAGGCCGAUUCGAUCGAUCCAGUACCAGGUGCGAAUCUUCCUCCGAAGGACGCGAAAUAUCAUCGCGUUUUCGAUUCAGUCAAUUCAUCGUCUAAUUGCAUUCCGAAUCAAUUCUACGAGCAGCAUGUUCCACAAACUUCGUCGUUGUGGUCGUUAACAACUACUUCUUUAAUUCACGAGAAUGUAAACAAUGAAGACGUAAAAUAUUCUUUACAAAAGGAACGUAACGAGUCCGUAGGUGGCAAUGCUAAUUUUGGUGAUGGUGGUGGUGAUUGUGAUGGUAGUGAUAGCAAUAGCGAUGGUGGUCAUAAUAGUACACAUUUUCGUAAUUUUAACAUGUCGACGGAUACGUUGCACACCUCUACCCACUGUACGUUAUCUACUACGGAAAUUAGUCAACCUGAACCUUCUCUUGAAUCACCGAGUCAAUCAAUUUUAGACUCGAACUCAGAAUCGCUGAAAUAUGGUAAUUUAUGUCUUGAUUCAAUACCGUAUAUCGAUCAAACGGAUGAACCAGUGACGUUUUUCAAGUCGGACGAGUAUAACGGGCAUCAAUCGGAAAGUGAUCAUAUUCUAGAUAAUUAUAGUGUUGACGUCGUAACAAAUUUUCCGCGUAAUUAUGAUCAUAAAACAUCGAAUAUAGAACAAUAUAUAGAAGAGAAUAAACAACAAAUUAUACUUGAAAAGGUCCAUGACAAAAAACGCAACGAGGAAAAGAUGCAGAUAUCAUCAUCGAGCAAUGAAUCGAAGAAGGAAAUUGAUAAGUCCGAAAUAAAUACGAUAAGUUGGAAAACGAAAAACGCUGCCAUAGUAACCAUGCCAGAAUUAAGUCUUGAAUUGUCUGGCCUAGAUAGCGAUACAUCAAGCGAUUUGUCUAGCCUGAACAAGUGUUGGAAAUCACCAGAAGAAGUACGUCUCGGAUGCGGUCGAGUAGCAGCUUUGGCUAAACACUUUUCGAAAUUGGCUGAUGUCGAAUCGAUCGACCAACGGUUAAGCUCUAUCAGAUUAUUAGAAAGUUCGAUGAAAUUUGUUUCAGAACCUAAUUUCUCUUCGGCCACGACGCACAACCGUGAAAGUAACCGGUUUACUGGAAUUGAAAAGAAGGAGUAUCGAUCUGAGUUAGACUUGAGAAAUAAUAAAAUGGAACGACAGAAUGUUUUACGAAGCAGAAUAAACUCUAUCGAAAACGAUACAAACGAUCUGUUACAAACAAAUAACGCUUAUGAGUCGUUCAAUACAUCAGGUGAUAUGCAAAAAAGAUCGGUUAGCGGUAAACAAAAAUUAUCAUUGUUGGAGCAACAACACGUGAUAGAACAAUUAAAAGAAAUGUCUAAUCUUGACAAUGUGACUUCCCCGCAUUCUUUUCAGUCCUUUCCUUCUUCAUCAUCGUCUCCGUCUCUGUCUUCAUCUCCGUCCUAUGUAUUAUUAAACAAAAGUAUUGGAUCUCCUUGUGAAGUACAUCACAUGAUAGCGCAACCGACUAUACGGAAGUUCCUAUCUUCAUGGAAUGUACAGGCCGAAGGGAAUCAAGUUCGAAGAAAGAGCGCAAGAGAACAACUGUUUCUCAAUAAUAAUCCAGUCAAGCAAUUAUCCAGUUCCUAUCCAAACUUCAAAGGAGUACGAGAUUUAUCGCGUAGCGAAACCAAGUUAAGAUUAACAGGCAGAAAAUAUUCCUGGCCACAUAACAACGAACUCUGUGUUCGAUCUAGGAGUGAAAAUCCUAUACAGAAUAAUAAGAAAGCCAAAAAUAUCGUCCACAUAAUUAAUAACGAGUCUGGCGCAAAUAGGGAAAGAUCACUAGAUGGAGAGAUGUACACAAGAUUAAAUCAAACUCGUCCAAAUCUCGAUUCUUUCUUACGACCUCGUCGCAUGAGUGAACGAGACUUGCCAUCGCGGCUUGGACGCGACGCAAUUGCACCGCAACAGCAAAUGCAUACCAGCAAGUCUGUUCCAGCAUUGCACAAUGUAGGAACCGAUGGCAAACAGCAACACGAGGUAUUCAACCCUGGUUACAGCAGGGCAUCGUCGAGUAACAGUGUUACACCUCCUGUUACACAACCACCUCCACCGAUGACUGCGAUCAGCAGUGCGACAUCGUUGCGUUCCCGUUCGAGUCAUAAUUUACAUGACCAAACCAGAAUCGGAACAUUACCACCGAGUGGUCUCGUGAGUAGGCAACAAUCGUCGCCGAAUUUGAAUCCUGGUCAGGCGGCAACUAGUAACAAUGGUCCAAAUGUUAAUGCUGGAACAGGUUCGAAUAUCCCUCAGGGUAACGAGGCCGAAAGAUUUUAUCAGAAUUUGAGUAUCUACAGAAACCAAGACACAAAGCAAGGACAGAGUCCAUCUCAACAUUCGGACGAUAGAAAUCCUCCGCAGUUGCAGAAAAAUUCGAGAGGUUCGCAAAAUUCUUUAAACCGUCCAGGAACAUACGAAACGAACCAAUCCACCAGGGACCGUCCUAUGUCUGCGUAUGUGCCUCAGCCUCAACAACAAUCGUACUUCAGCCCUGGCCAAACACAACAACAAGGCUCUGUAGCGCCUCUUAGGUCACAGUCCUCACGGGAUAUAAUACGACAGGAAGCUAAGCUUCAGGAAAUGCAAGAGGAAGUUAGAAGACGCGAGCUACGAGGCGGUAUUCCAGUUCCGUCGAAUCAGUACCGACCAGCCGCGUAUAAUCUAAAACCAAAUACGCCUAUCCAAUCAAUGAUGAGUUCUGCCAUCCGGCCGACGAAGUCUGUCGUACUUCAACCGAAUAUGGGAUCAAGUCCACCAGUAACUGUGUCCUCGCCGUCUGCUCAUGCUGCAUCCAGACAAACGACUGCUUCUAGUUACGGUUAUUUGGAUACGCAAUAUGCUCCAUACAUGGUCCAAUAUGGAAAAUCUCAUCACGUGCAUCAACACCAACACCCGCAUCAACAUCCGCAUCAAUUUCAACUUCAGCAUCAACAUCAGCACCAGCACCAACAUCAACAUCAGCAUCAGAACAUGCAACAACAAAAUCUGGGGCACGUCCAAUACGGACACAGCGGUACUGCAUCAUCGAGGGGAAAACCCGACUCGUCUCGUCUGCAGCCGAAUGGGAUGCUACUCGACUACGGAAGAGAUCAAAGUACUCAAGAUGUUGGGAAAUCUUAUAUGGAUCAGAACCAGCAUAUUGCUGUUAACUCUCAAUAUUAUUCGGAUAUGCGGAACGAUCAUUACACUGGUGAUAGUGGAAUGAAUAGAGCACAAACUGCGCAGGACUCGAGCUGUUCGAUUCCGAAUGAAAUCUCUAUACGACCCAUUCCAUCAGAGGAAGGAUAUACAGAAAGUCCACCACCGCCACCACCAAGCACUGCGACACAUCCUCUUUAUAGUAAACAAUCCGACUCAAGGUACACAGCUAGUAUGCAGGAUCCUCCCCGUGGAGGAUACUAUCCAACAAAUGUAACCGGAGCUACAUUACAACCACGUCAGUAUCAAUAUAGUGCUACGAAUCCAUGGCAGCGAGAAGAAAAAGAAAGGGAACAGGCGCGUAGAAGAGAAGCUGCAAGACAGUGGAGAGAUCAGCAAAUAGCAGAAUUGAGUGCAUUACCUCAUAGAACGUCACAACAGGAAGAGCAGCUGCGAGCACUCCAGUUAGAAAGGGACUUUCAGAAAAGAGCCGAAGAAGUUGCCAACCAACAAGACGAUGACGAGGAAAGUAAUGAUUUAGACACUGAAAAUAUUCGAGUUCAGCAAGACUUACUUCGUGGAACAGUGACUCAAGAUCGAAACAAUUCAUCGGAACAACAUCUCAAUCUGUCUAGAACAAAUGUAAUGAAUCAAUCUGUCAGAGGCAAUCAUGUUACUCAAUCGCUUGGUGCACCUUCGAUGCAUUCUACUACACAAGGGAAUGGAACUCCUCAGCAAUGCUUGCAGAAUGCGCCAACGUCUUGCUUACAGCAGCAACAACAACAAGAUAAUUCUGGAAUGCAUUUAUCAGCGGAUUAUCAAUAUGAACAAACUAAUCAAGUACAAAAUAAUGCAGGUCAAAUGUCGAUGUCAUCCUUAAUUCAUUCUCAAAAACCUCUUAGCUUAUCUCAAUCCAUCGAAGAUAGAGAGAUGUAUCGUAGACCUGAAGAAAUUAAGCGAAAGCAAGUCGAAUUCGACGAUAUACAAUCCAAAAAGAAAGACGAGGAAGCUAAUAAGCAGCAACAAAUCCAGCAACAAAUAUAUCAGCAACAACAUAGUUUGCAACAAUCGCAGUCCCACCUUAAAACUCAACAAAUGUUACAUCCUAGCAUGUUGCGAUUGGAUAGCCUUGCCAUUAAUGGAUCAAACAUCUCUUCUACGCAGAAUGGUAACAACGAGGCGCCUUUGCCUCCCGAACGGGGAUCCAGUUAUGCAAUUAUGUCGCAGCAGAGUGCACUGAGAUCAAACAAUACGAACGUAUCUAGUGUAAUGACAUUGACAUCUCAACCGCAGUCAACAUCCGUGAAAAGAGUCUCCUUUCAUGAUUCAAAUGCGAAUGUAGAAAUGCAACGAAACAUGUCGUCCGGAAAUUUAACUACAGCUAUGGAUGUUAUUACAGAAGAUCCAAAUAAUUUCAUAAAUGAUGCAGAAAUUUUGUUGGCAUCUCCAAAAACACCCGACGGAUCCGGCGCGGUUUCGAUUACCUCUAGUACACCCGGCGUAAUAGGCGCCCAGGAAGUGUACAAGGAUCCAAGACAAAGACGGCUCGCAGAGAAGCAAAAGCAGCAACAAAAUUCUCAAGUUGGACAAGUACCUGAGAAACUCAGUUUCAAAGAAAAGAUGAAGAUGUUCGCGAUGGAAACCGGCGAGGAUGGAACACCGAGGGACAAAGUAAAAAUUUCACGCGCACAGCGAGAGAUAGACAACAUUGGUAGUCCCACUACCGCAACGCUAAAUAGCAAUAACCAUCACCAUCAACAUCAUCACCACAACAGCGUCAAUAACAGCAGCGGCAGCAAUCCGAUUAACAAUAAUAACAACGGCAGUAAUAUCAGCAGCAGUAACAGUACUAACCGGCAACAAUAGAAAUCAAGACUGAAAAAUGAAAUUUAUUUUGUUUAGAAUCAUGUUGAAUUAUUGUUAUCGAUACGAGUGGGUCAGAUAUAGUAACGACUUUGAUUAAGAACAACAAUUGUAUACAUUAUUUUGAAUGCCACCAACUAUUCGGUAUAAGCAUACGCAAAUCAUUCCAGCAACUAUUCACAUUUCAAUCAAAAAUAUUUGCCUAGAGAAUAGAUACGGGCACGCAGAACAAUUAUCAUUGGACUAGAAUUAUUAGAGUAUAAAAAGUACAAUGAAACAAACGUCCCUUAGCUUUCGCAGUUUUAGCAUUUGUCGAUACAUAAGUAUAGCUCAUGUUAGAAGCAUUUGAUCCUACUCGUUUCAUUGGACCAAGUAAGUAUUUUUCGAUAGUUUAUAAAUUUGAUAGUAAUGCGCAACGAAAAAUAUUAACGUGGAUUUUAGAGUUAUUAUAUGAACUUUACCAACGUAAGAUAUCGUACCAUAAAGAUUAUAUGUAUACAUAUAUAUGUAUAAUGAUUUUAUGUACAUAGAAUUUAGUUGAAUUUAUAGAACUACAUACUUGUUAUUUACAAUAUUGUUUCAUAUUUAUAUUUAAUGUUACGCGUAUUGAGUACAGAGUACUGGGGUCCACGCGUACGCGUAUGCACGUUUUUAUUACUCAGUUAGGAGGCGCGAAGGCUUUAACGCAAUCGUUAGAAAAACGUGCACGAAUUUAAUCAAACUUGGCAGCUUUAAAAUGAAAGAAAUGAUGACGCGAGAGAGAGAAUAGAUACAGUCUACUGAAAGAAACUUGAACCGAAAAAGAAAAACAUAGUUAUUUACUGUUGAUCGUUAUAUUACGAACCUUAAUCUGUUAGCCUUAACAGACGUGCAAUUUUUUGGUGCAUAGUCGUACGUCUUUACUUGCUUUUGCAAUUUAAAACAAAAGAGAUAUACAUAAAAUUAUGCAGCAAAAAGUUGUUCGUGUAUGUACAUCGGAUCUUACGAUGAUCAUUACUUUUCCGUCUUUGAUUUAUCAUGCUUAGACGUAUAAUAGUCGAUAUCGUAAAAUUUCAUUCCACGUGUGCUUGUAGUGUAGAGUGUAGAUUAUACACACACACCCACACACACGUACACAUAUACAAGAUUCCUACAAAGCAAUAUUUUAAAGAAAGUAACAUAUAGCUCUUAUGUUUCUUUGUGUUAAUGUUUUCGAUUAUAUUUUUAUUUUAGCAAAGCACGCUCUUGUAAAAACAUUAAAACUAAAUCGAUGCUUAGACGAAGAGAAAGAUUAUGAAAAAUGUGCAGUAAAUUCUCCGUUGUGUAUAGCAAAUAUGAAUAUGUGCCUGUGCACUAUAUUUUUUCUAACAUGCUUUCAUGUUUUGUCAAUAUAGGAAAUUCGUUAAUUAUGUAAAACAAAUAACUUGCGACUGUAUACCUUAUUACAAAGUAUUGUUACAGUACAUUAUUGCAUAUAUUAACGAUUCUACUUUUAUGAAUCACUUAUUUUUUAAUUCUUGUAAAACACGAUGUGAUUGAGAAAUAAAAAGGAAAAAAAAGGUAUUGUCUGAAAAAAUUAUU